AUGAGUUUCUUUAAGGUAUUUGGUUGUAUCGCCUAUGCACAUAAACCAACACAGUUAAAAAAGAUAAAAAUUAAUGAAAACGAAGAAAAACUCAUCUUUAUUGGCUAUAGUGAAGAAUCCAAAGCCUACAGACUACACAAUUCUGAUACUAACAAAUUGGUGGUCUCCAGAGAUGUUAUCUUCCAUGAAGCAGGAACAUGGAAGGGUGAACCACAUCACUCCUCAACACCAAGCAUCAUUGAAGAAGAAACGAGGGAAGCCAUGUCAUAUCAAGAUUCUCCUAGUCUAAGAUCCCCAGAUGCAUCAACUUCAGGCACAGAUUCACUGCCGAGAAAGAAUAAGACAUUGGAGUUGGUCAUUCUUCCAGAAGGAAAGGAGCUCAUCGGCCUUAAGUGGAUAUACAAAACCAAGUACAAUGAAGAUGGAUCUGUUCAGAAACGCAAUGCUCGAUUAGUUGCAAAGGAUUACUCUCAACAACCAGCAGUUGGCUUCAAUGAGACAUUUGUCUCAAUAGCUCGUAUGGAGACCAUAAGAACGGUAUUGGCUAUAGAAACUCAACUCAAGCUCAAAGUGUUUCAGCUAAAUAUCAAGUCAGUAUUCCUAAAUGGAGAACUUGAAGAGGAAGUUUAUGUCGAGUAA
Molecule: messenger RNA, 639 nt
Organism: Asparagus officinalis (garden asparagus)
Lineage: Eukaryota; Viridiplantae; Streptophyta; Magnoliopsida; Asparagales; Asparagaceae
Exons: 2
Coding region: 1-639 (212 amino acids)
Source: RefSeq, a predicted model, not a curated record